AUGGAGGGCUCGAGGCUGGCUCCUUCCAGGAUAUACUGUGUACUGUUCUGCACCAUUAUCAAGGCCGUCAUCAGCACCGGCCUCGGCAAGUGCCCCGUCUACCCGCCGCUGCCAAACUUCGACAUUCAGCGGAUGAUAGGCACUUGGUACGAAGUGGAGAGAUCGUUCUACCUGGUGGAACUGACGGCGAGCUGCACGGAGCUUCACCUGACGCUCAACGAGAGGGGAUACUUCCUCAUCACUAUUAAUACGGUCAACAAAUGGACCAACAACCCAUCAACAACGUAUGGCAUCGGCAUCCCGAGCCACAACGCGUCGUCAAUCUUCCGCUACAAGCUGAACAACCGCGUGCCGUACGUCAUCGGGCGACUGCUGCCCGGCGCCGGCGUCUACAACAUCCUCUUCACAGACUACGACCAGUUCGCCAUCGUGUGGUCCUGUACCAGCGUCAGUAUUGCACAUUCAGAUCAUAUCUGGGUGCUGGGUCGGCGGCGUGAGAUCGAGGCUCCGGUGCGCGCGCAGAUAUACGCCAUCAUGGAGGAGCUGCGGCUCGACCCCGACAGACUCAUUAUAUCUAAGAACAACAACUGUACCAACAUCUCUGAUAAUAAAGUUUAG
Spodoptera littoralis (African cotton leafworm) is the source of this 618-nucleotide messenger RNA. The record is from the annotation of a GenBank genome assembly. NCBI's taxonomy places the organism in Eukaryota, Metazoa, Arthropoda, Insecta, Lepidoptera, Noctuidae.